UUCAAGCAGUCUCCCCACCCCCGAGUCUCUCACAGUUAAGGCUGCUAAUAUCAAGGCUCUGAGUGAGGCUUUCUUAACCCCAUCUUGGCAGGUGGGUAAUUUUUGGCAGGAGGGAGAAGCCAGCGUUACUUGCUCUGAGUAGAGAUGGUUAUGCAAGAUGCAAGGAGGAGGAGAAAGCUGAGAGGGGAGCUGGUGAGUCAGAGGAGAAAAGCUGCACAACUUGGCUAGCAGUGAGCCUUUAGAGCACUGGCGAAGCCUAAGCCAUUAACAAGGGAACUUGCUUAUGGAAAGAAAGAGCGGAGAAAGAAGUCAAGAUUUCCAUGGGAAUUCCUGAAAACUGUGGUCUACUAAAGCCUGAGGACAACCUGGGGACGAGUUAAAACAGCCAGGCCACGGCUCUGUCUUCCACUUCAGCAUGACACUGCUCAAAAAAAUGAAGCUACUGCUGUUCCUGGCUUCCCAGAUGGCCAUCUUUGUUCUGUUCAUCCACCUGUACUGCCACAACCUCAACUCCCUGCAUAUGAAGGAGGAGCCCAAGCCCACACACAUGCACGUGCUGAUCCUGUCUUCGUGGCGCUCUGGUUCCUCUUUUGUGGGGCAGCUUUUUGGACAGCACCCAGAUGUCUUCUACCUGAUGGAGCCUGCCUGGCACGUCUGGAUGACCUUCACGCAGAGCACCGCCCAGAGGCUGCAUAUGGCAGUACGGGAUCUCAUACGGGCUGUCUUUCUGUGUGACAUGAGUGUCUUUGAUGCCUACAUGACACCUGGCCCCCGAAAGCAGUCCAGCCUCUUCCAGUGGGAGGGCAGCCGGGCCCUCUGUUCCCCACCUGCCUGUAACAUCUUCCCACGAGAUAUGAUCAUACCCCAGGCUCACUGCAGGCUUCUGUGCAAUCAGCAGCCCUUUGAGGUGGUAGAGAAGGCCUGCCGCUCCUACAGCCACGUGGUCCUCAAGGAGGUGCGCUUCUUCAACCUGCAGGUGCUCUACCCAUUGCUGAGAGACCCCUCCCUCAACCUGCACAUUGUGCACCUGGUCCGGGACCCCCGGGCAGUGUUCCGCUCCCGAGAACACACCACGCAGGAACUCCUGAUUGACAGCCACAUUGUAAUGGGGCAGCAUCACCAGAAACUCAAGAAGGAGGAUCAACCCUACUACGCAAUGCAAGUCAUCUGCCAAAGCCAGCUGGAGAUCUUUGAGGCUGUGCAGGCCCUGCCCAAAGCCCUGAGGCAGCGCUACCUGCUUGUGCGCUAUGAGGAUCUGGUCCGGGACCCCCUGACCCAGACUGCCCAAAUGUAUGACUAUGUAGGGCUGAAAUUCUUGCCCCAGCUCCAGGCCUGGGUGUACAACAUCACUCGAGGCAAGGGCAUGGGCAAGCACGCCUUCCACACCAACGCCAGGAAUGCCCUCAAUGUUUCUCAGGCCUGGCGCUGGUCUUUGCCUUACGAAAAGGUGUCUCGACUCCAGAAAGUCUGCAGGAAUACCAUGAAUGUGCUAGGCUACCACCUUGCCACAUCUGAGGAAGAGCAGAAAAACCUGUCACUGGAUCUUCUGUCUACCUGGAGCCCCUAUGAGCAAGUCUCCCAAGAGCGCUGGGGAGGCUCUGUCUACACCCAGCACCAGCUUCAGCCACGUGAACCGAAGGCAGCCUCUGAGCCGUGACAUGUGUGUCGGUGUAUGUGUGAACAUGUGCCCAUCCAUGUUCAAGUCAAGAAAUCUCUGUAUCUCUGCUCAUGUCUAAAAGAGCAACUCAGGAACCUCACGUGAGUGGCACGUUCACCAAUGAACGCUGGCUUUCUUAUCUGCGUAUACCUGAGAUUUGUGGCCUGGGUGCUACAUGGCGCCAGGCAGUAUCAUUGGGGUAAAUUCAUAAACUUCUCUGUUCACAUCCUACCCAACAGAAAAGGAGAGAGAGACAGAAAAAAAAAAAAACAAAAAAACAGGAAAAGACAGGAAAUCCACCAAGACAGGAAAGCCCACCAGCACCUUCAACAGGGAUGUGAACUCUGAGCCCUCAGAGCUCCCUGUGGAUUGAAAAAGAGAACAGAGGACAGGGCUGGACCCUUACCCGGGAGCGUGGCCAGCAUAGCCAUCGGUUACCACAAACGCAAAAGCACAUCUCUGCACAGCAGAAAAAGCUCUUAAGUUCACGGGAUGGCUGGGCCUGGCCCAGACGCCGGUUCCCCUCAGGGUUUUCCUAUUUUUUCCUAUGAAGCUGCCAACUGUUAACACGAAAAUUCCAAAAUAA
Messenger RNA from Phacochoerus africanus (Common warthog), 2243 nucleotides. It is a transcript of the gene CHST4, whose product is annotated as carbohydrate sulfotransferase 4. Lineage: Eukaryota; Metazoa; Chordata; Mammalia; Artiodactyla; Suidae. Gene Ontology annotation, biological process: N-acetylglucosamine metabolic process; protein sulfation; carbohydrate metabolic process. The transcript is spliced from 3 exons. Gene Ontology annotation, molecular function: N-acetylglucosamine 6-O-sulfotransferase activity. Bases 416 to 1657 code for a protein of 413 amino acids. Gene Ontology annotation, cellular component: Golgi membrane. The record is from RefSeq and is a predicted model, not a curated record.